ACAGAAAAUAAGGUAGUAAUUAAAUAAUUUUUCGCAAUGGAUGAUACCUCAUCGACGUCGACUAGUAUUCCUCGCCUGUCUUUCCUUCGGAGGACAAUGGACCAGUUAUCGACCAGCCAAAAUCGUAAACUAAAUGUGGAGGAAGAGGAGGCGGCGAGUGUCGCUGUCAUCGCACUUCAGCGCUACUUGUGCGACCCAAGUGAAGGACAGCCGUGUGAGCGCUACAGCUACGACGUGACUGUCACCGACGGAGUGUGGCGUGCCAAAUGCUACCUUCAUCCAAGUUUAAAUCACUUGGUUCACACCAAUAGCCUUAGAACAGGCUCAGACAUCAUCAUCACGCAGUGCUCGUUCGUUUAUAACGAGCGGAGACUGGGUCACGGCUACAUUUGCAUCGAAAAAUUAAGGUGCAGCUCGGGUGAAUCCUCGCUGCUGUCUCACAUUCGGGAUGUGAGGACACUGCCCGUUCUGGUCAAAAGCGGCAUGGAGAGUAGCACCUUGCUUCAAAGCGACGUACCCCUCCAGCCGAACCGCAAACACUACUUGUCUCUGUGGAACAAUGAGUAUCCUGAGGGGGACGUGUGGACCUCGGCGCCUCCCUCGCCGCGUGACUCAGUGCUGGACGUGAACAGGAUCUCUCUUAUAAAUAACCUGGAGUCAGCAUUUAGGAACACAUGCAAACCCCUCCCUCUUCUGGUGAAGAUAUUACAGAAAUCCAGAUUGAGAUAUUAUGGCAGGAUCGGAUCCAAUAUCGAUUUCCCCUACCAGGCAUAUUUUGAAGUUGCAGACCAGAGCGGCAUCAUGUCUCUUGUGCUUUGGAAUGAGCUCUGUCCACAGUUCUACAACUCGCUCAAAGUUGGAACGGUGUUGUACAUCCAGAAUUAUGCUCUUAAGCAGAGUUAUUCAAGUCGUUCGCGCCCAAAAAUGGAUCAUUAUGGAAUCAAGAUGUUCACCUCAAUUGAAAUCUGCCUGAACGCUCGCAACCCAACUUCAAUUAUCACAGUGGUACCACCGAAGAAUGUUCAGCCUCAGUGGUCAUUGCCUGAUGUGUCCUACCGCUUUGCCACAAGAUCAGAUGUCGAAACGUUUCCCAACAACUCUGUUUGUGACAUCAUCGGUUUGGUGACAUUUGUUGGUCGUGUUGAAAGAGUAAAGCGUAAAGGCAACACGGGCCCCGAGAAGUACUGGUCUUUCCGCUGGGUCCACGCAGUGGAUGGCACAUCAGAGCAUCCUUUUGUCCUAGAAUUGUUUUCCUCCUCCCAGCCAGAAAUCUUUGGCAAUAUAUGGCCAAUGACUUACUUAGUCUGCACUCAGAUGCGAGUGUGCCAAGUGGAAGGAUCCUUGCCUUACCUCACCAGUAGCUGCGAGACAGAGAUGUUCAUUACAGGUUACCACAAGGGUCAACCAUACAAGAAUGACCCCACAGUGCAGAACCUCAUCCAGCGGAACAAGACUCUGAAAGACAAUGUGGUUCUUCAGAAGGCAUAUAUUGGAGGCCAUUAUUGCUACCCUCACGCCCCGUGCACAUUCACCCAGCCAGUGGGAGAGACCUCAGAUCAAGUUCCGCUUGUUGCUGCUUCUGACUUGAAAAAGGAGUUGGAGACCGUGCAAUAUAGAGAACAUAAAAAGCUUGCCAUUCAAGGUCAGAUCACGGCGGUCAGAUAUGUGGAAAAGUCCAGCGUGUCUGAGCCACAAGGCCUUGGGGCAAAGGAGGUGCCAGGUGUGUCUACAGGCGACCAGGAUGUGUGCAAUGCAUCUUUGUCAGUCAACUCUGCGUCUGCCUCAUCUGAACAAACAUCUGUGAAAAGAAAAAGGACGAUAAAGACAAGAAAUACAGAGCAGAGUUCAGUGAGCAGCGUGCCGGCAAAACGAGGAGCCAGAAAUAUAGAAGUUGAAAGAGAGCCGCAGGUGAAUGAGGGAGAUCCGGGAACGCUUGAACAGAGUCCGCAACCCCAAAAUGAAGGCCUCAAUCUGCUCUCCUGGGAGAGCUGCGGGUGGUCACGCCAACGUCAAGAACUGUCUGUGCAUUUGCAUCACGGGACUCUUCAUCAGGACAGCAUUUCUCGAAGGUUCACCUUAGAGGAGAAGAAUGCCCUCCUUCGGUGGAGCAACCUUCAUCCCAUGCGCUGGACACCAGAGCAGUCAGCGGACACACUCCCAACCACUGUUUGCGCGGGAUACUAUCAGGUUACCAUACUUGGCAUAAACAAGCAAAUAGCUGUUGACGCAGUAUUUUUACCCAUUGAGCGCUCCGGUGAGCACAGAGCCGUCGGGCUUCCUCCGGGUCGUCAUGAUGACACCAUGCUGUCUUGUCUCUCUUCUGGUUUCGUCUGCCCUCUGAGCGGUGUCCCCUCGAGCCACAGUGAAGUGGCACACUACAGACCAGAGGACAUCAUGGCCACUGCCAGCGAGCUGGAGGACACGCAUUUGGUGUGUGUCUUGGACAUUUGUCACCUUGGUGGAGAGGAGGUGGAGGUACUGAUUAGCAAAGUGUACAAAGUGACUGAAGUUUCUGUUAAGUAGCAAUUUAAAAAGAAAGACUAUUCUAAAGAUACCUACCAUUAUUUUCCUUACACAUUAAUGAUGUCUCACGUGCACACACACAAACACACAAAAUGAUGCAAAUCCUCAAAGUGAUCUUAACUGAAUCAUAAGAUAAUGAAAUAAAUUAAACAUGUCCAAUUUGUUUUUGUUCACAAUCACAAUGCAUACUGUAUGAUUGAAAAUAUUUAUUUCCAAAUAUUUCACAAACCAGAUUGAUUUAUAAAUAAUUCAAUAUAACAUAAUUAAUACCAAGAUAUUUUAGUUUGUAAACUCAAUUUGUUAUUAUAUUUUCAACAAUAUUUUUAAAGCUUAUUUCAAUGGUAAAUACAUGGGCAGAAAAAGUACAUAAAAGUGACUGAGCAACAUCAACACAACAAAGCCUCAUCUCCACUAAUAAGACACUUCAUUAUCUGUUACAAAAUUACUUUAAUUUUAAAAUCAUGUAACAUACAUAUGCAUUCUAUUAGACAUAGAAAAUAAACUAUAUCAUCUAGUGUUUUUUUGUACAUUCUAAUAUACAAUAUAUUCACUGUCUUUUCUGCACGGAAGUGGCAGCAAUGGCUGUGUAGCAGGUUUGUGUUCCUUAGCCGCUGGCCUUCAUUUUCUCACAUACAAAUGGAAAGUGUCACUUGAAAAAUCAAAACCUUCAAAAACCAUUGACACUGAAUGGAAAAAGCCCAUGAAGCUGAAAGUGAGGGGAUGGUUUUUGAAACCGCACUCAUUUAGAGCCAAAUAUUCUCGUAAACUGCACCGAUUGGGGGCGUAAACGUUUGCAUCUAGAUUUCAGGGGGAAAAGGGACGCCAUUUCAUUUGAUAAAGCAAAUUCUUAUGGAGGUUUAACUUCACUGCGUCGACUCUUUUAUGAGUCAGUCACAAGUGAGAUGUUUUAUUUAAUAUCGAUGCAAGACAAAUAUGUGGACUCAAAGGUCCACACGUGAAAACCUCAACUCCCCAUCUUCAUGAUAGAUGAGCAACAGCUUUAGGGUAAAUGUCAUUAUGCCUAAGGACAUGUAUAUCGUAACAAAUGUAUCACGUGAUGGCAUGGCACUGCUUAACUUUAAAAAACAGAAUGUCACGGGUCAAGCACAAGAUGUUGUAACCUGCCCGGCCAUCAAAAUCAAAAGCUGUACCACAUUCCCAAGUCUCAAAGCUGUAAUCAUUGUGAAAGGAAUAAUUGUGUUCUCUGCCUGGAGGAAUGUCAGGGUAAGUUAGAAAAAUAUAAUUUACACAGUACCAUUAGUGGCGUAAUGUACACAUCUUUACACACAUGUAGUGAAACAUUGUAAAUAUACAGCAUAAAUUAACAUUCUCAAAGGGACAUUGCACAUAAGUCAAAAAGUAGCUACUGGGCUUGUUUUCUUCCUCCGUGGUUCUCAACCGCUGCAGAAAAAACAUGUACUCAAAUGGAAACAAUGAGAACUCUGGGGAAAAAGCUGACAGGCAAGUGAGCGUGCUGCAAAGAGGCUUCCGUCAUAAAUAAUAAUGACAGAAAUACUCAUGAGGAAUAAAAUAAACUGUUUGAUUUUGGGGUAGUGAGCAGCAGUUCAAAUGUCCAGCUUAGCUGUGAUAUGCUAACAUUAUGCAUAUACACUCACUAGCCUGUCGUAUACUUUUGUAAACAGUUUUUCACUCGUGACUCACAAGUUACACUUGCACAAUCCAAUAAGUGAAGCUGUAGCAAGCGGGGAGCCUUUACAAAGAUAGUAACUCGUAAAGCACAAUAUCAACAUACCACUAGGCUAAAUGAGUACACUACAUUUGAUGUCCAUCCGUCCGCUUUCUUUAGCACUUGUCCUCAUUAGAGUCGGGGGUGAGAUGGAACCUCAAACAGAACUGGUGAUAACUUGGUCUUCAAUUAACUAUUCAUAAGUAGAAUAGAGCAUGAUUAUCUUUGUAAAGGCACACCUAUUUGUAUCAUUUGUUAUCCUAAUUGAUUGGAGUGAAAAAUGCAUUUUACACACAUACACUUGUAUAUUUCCGAUAAUUAUUGAAUUUCAGCAUUUGGCUUCAGAGUCAACUCUGUGUAUUGCAGCGUAUAGUUCAUAACGAAUUGACUGUUUUUAGACGGCACACCAGUCUGUUCUCGUCUUUCUUUGUGAGUGGAUUUUCUCAAUGAAAUGCAAUGAGGUGGGUGUAAGACUUUAAAACAAGUGGUGACCCAUCAAUUCCUGCAUGAACAUCAACAUGAAUCAUAAUCUCAACAUACAAAACUGCUUUCUUAAUCCCAUGUCUGUUUUACAACAAAUGUAUUCUGCAAAUAAAUUAUUUAAUAAAAUAAUGAGAAUAUCA
Messenger RNA from Hippocampus zosterae (dwarf seahorse), 4833 nucleotides. RefSeq names its product RPA1 related single stranded DNA binding protein (gene radx). The record is from RefSeq and is a predicted model, not a curated record. Gene Ontology annotation, cellular component: replication fork. The coding region runs from base 37 to 2523 and encodes 828 amino acids. Gene Ontology annotation, molecular function: single-stranded DNA binding. Gene Ontology annotation, biological process: regulation of DNA repair. The transcript has 15 exons. NCBI's taxonomy places the organism in Eukaryota, Metazoa, Chordata, Actinopteri, Syngnathiformes, Syngnathidae.